This is a messenger RNA of Macrobrachium nipponense, 15705 nucleotides long. RefSeq names its product MAP kinase-activated protein kinase 2-like (gene MAPk-Ak2). The record is from RefSeq and is a predicted model, not a curated record. Bases 158 to 1264 code for a protein of 368 amino acids. The transcript has 7 exons. Gene Ontology annotation, molecular function: ATP binding; mitogen-activated protein kinase binding; calmodulin binding. Lineage: Eukaryota; Metazoa; Arthropoda; Malacostraca; Decapoda; Palaemonidae. Gene Ontology annotation, cellular component: cytoplasm; nucleus. Gene Ontology annotation, biological process: peptidyl-serine phosphorylation; intracellular signal transduction; protein autophosphorylation.
GAGUACCGACUUCCGGCACCGCUCAGUUCUUGUUGUAUUUGUGUUGCGACUAGGAGACCAAGGCCCUUCUCCGUUCAAGGUUACGCCUCCUUAUAGGAUAUGCCCGUGUCCUAUUUAGUUUUAUCGUGAAUUAAGACGGCUUCAUUAACGCUUCAAAAUGGAGCCCAUGAUGGUAGACGAAGCCACCAGACUGGGAGAUAUGGUAGACGACGGUAGAGCUGAGGCAGUCUGUGUAUUGAACACCAAACCCAAUCCAAUCAUCGAGGACUACGUUAUAUCAUCCAAUGUUCUUGGCCUGGGCAUCAACGGCAAGGUCGUAGAGUGUUUUAGCAAGAGAGACGAACGGAAAUAUGCUCUUAAGGUUCUGCGAGAUUGUCCCAAGGCUAGGCGUGAAGUUGAUCUCCAUUGUCGAGCCUCUUCCUGUCCUCAUGUUGUAUGCAUUAUUGAUGUUUACGAAAAUGUUUACCACAACCAGAAGUGUUUAUUGGUAGUUAUGGAAUGCAUGGAAGGUGGAGAGCUAUUUCAGCGUAUCCAGGAUCGAGCAGAUGGUGCUUUUACAGAACGAGAGGCUGCUGCUAUAAUGAGAGAAAUCUGUGUUGCAGUACAACACCUACAUCUACUCAAUAUAGCCCAUAGGGACCUUAAGCCUGAAAAUCUUCUUUAUACAAAAAUGGGAGAAGAGGCUUCUCUCAAACUCACAGAUUUUGGAUUUGCAAAGGAGACCUUCUCAAAAGAAUCAUUGCAAACUCCAUGCUAUACUCCAUAUUAUGUUGCUCCUGAGGUGCUAGGUCCUGAAAAGUAUGACAAAAGCUGUGAUAUAUGGUCACUAGGAGUUAUCAUGUACAUAUUAUUAUGUGGGUUCCCACCAUUCUAUAGCAACCAUGGACAUGCAAUAUCGCCAGGGAUGAAGAAACGUAUUCGAACUGGUCAGUAUACCUUUCCCAAUCCAGAAUGGGCAAAUGUUAGCCAUGAUGCCAAGGAAUUAAUUAAGGGAAUGCUUCGUACUGACCCAGAAGAAAGGAUGACAAUUUUUGAUGUCAUGAAAAAUAAAUGGAUUGUGCAAUAUACUGAGGUGCCACAGACUCCCCUCCACACCUCAAGAAUCCUACGUGAAGAAGGUGACCUGUGGCAAGAGGUUCAGGAUGAAAUGACUCGCUCUCUGGCUACAAUGCGUGUGGAUUACGAUACACUGCAGAUAAAAACCCUUGACAAUGCCAACAACACAUUGUUAAGCAAGCGUCGCAAGAGAGCGACUGAUAACUAAACACAGAUAAUUGUCACUGAUUUCAGCUUUGCAAGUGAAAAAUUGAAGGGUUACAAGCAUAAAACAUCUGUUAUAAGUCAGACUCCAGAUUUGAUGGGCAUGAUGCCUUUUAAAAAAUGUGUAGCCUGUUUAUUACACAGGAUUGUCUUGAAAAAAGAACUUUACUUUUUUCUUUAAAAAAUGUCUACCUAGUAUCAGUAGCAUUCAAUAAACUUAGACAAUAUCAAUCAGGCUCAGACUUAUCUUUUUAGGAAUUAAAAGCAAUAACUAGGUAUUACUUUUGUAUGUGUAUUUUUCACUUUUGGUUAGGAAAAGUGGUAUGUUUCUUAUAUUUUGUAUAUUCUACACUGUACUGUACCUCAAGUAAGAUAGAUUUUAUACUGAUGCACUCUAGUAUAUCCUGUGUCAUUGAUGCUGGGGAGUGCCAAAAUUGAAAACAUAAUUUGAGUGUUGUUGUUACGUAAGUACUGCAGUGUAUGGAAAAUAUAAAAAACUAAGAACAUCAAAACCUUGGCUUUAUGCAUCUCAAAUUCUAAAAAUCUGUCUUGAAUUCUGUGAUGUGCAUUGUGUUUGUAGCCAAGCCCCUCUUAUGGGUUUGGGGAAUAGACGAGGAGCAGCCUAUAUGGAGUGUGCUUCAAAUCCAAUAGAACCACUGAAGAAUUUUAAGAAGGUAAAGCACUUAUUAGUUUGAUGGCAAUUUCACUGAAGCUUGCAUUUAAGACUGACCUGUACCUCUUUUAGAUCCUAUCUAUACUCAUUCAGAUUUUUUGUUGUUUCACAAUAUAUUCACUGCCAGAAAUGUGAUUAACAAGGAACAAGGCGUAUUCAAUGAUUUUGUUUGUGGUGUGGAAGCAUAAGAAUGUAACUUGAAAGAAGUGAGCAAAGUUUUGUGCCCUAAAAUAACUGAGUUGGAAGUAACAUAUCAUUUGGUAAAAAUAAGUAAAAUACUAUGAACAUGCCAGAUAUAUAUGCAAGUAUUUUAUGGAAAUUAUCAUCAAGUAUAAAUAACUCAAUUCCUAAAUUUAGUUGUAGAUGGAGAAACUAAUACAAGAUGCAGUAACUUCAUUUUUUAAUACUGUUGAAUGCAGAAAAAUAGCAUUAGGACUUAUGCAUUAAUUGAAUGUGCUAGCAAUAUUAAUUAUAGGUAGUAGAAUUAACUUAAGAUGUAACAAUAUUUUUUAUUAAAGGUUAUUUCUUCCCAUGCAUAACCAUGAUUUUGGUGUAAAAUUCUUGAAAUUAUUUUAUAUGUUCCAUUUUAACAUAUAUCACGUCGCCUAUUUAUUUGUAUGGGAACCUGUUGACAGUUUUCACAUUAGUGAAGGAAUAAUAAAUACAUUUUAUCUUGCAAAUGGUGAUUGCAGGUUUUGUAUAUAGAUUUGGGAAUAAAUUUUUAAAAUUUAUAUUUUGAAAUUAUGUUGAAGUAGCACAAAUACAAAGCUUCACAAGCAUUUGUUAAGUUUUGGAAUAGGACAGUGUUUUAUUAUACUGUCUUGAGAGUAAUGACAAGGUACACAAUGUACAAUUAUUAUAAUGGGCAGUCAUUAUGAAUCUAGGUUGUUUAGGUAAAAAAUCUUCUGUUGGUCUAUUUUGAUACAACUGAUAGUGUAUUCAUUUCUUAGUGUAAGUUUUCAAAUUUUUUCAUUUUGCUGUGCAAAACUACGUACUUGUUAAACGAAGAUACCUCACAGACAGAAUUAGGAACCAGUUGUACUACCUUUGUGAUUUCUUGAACCUUUUGGAAACAACCUGUUAUUAUAUUUAAAAACUUUGUAAGUUUUUUUAUUUAUGUUUCUUCUGCAAAAGCAUAGUAAUUUCAGUCUAUAAAGAUUUAUCCUUUAACUGUCUAAAGCUCAAGUGAUGUAUGCCAAGGGAUGUAGUAUAGUUGCAUUAGUAGUAGUUGUAAUAGUGUGUAGUGGGUAAUGGUGGUGGUUACAGUAGUAGUAGCACAGAAUAUCUAAGCUGUCCAAAAGUUGUAAGGUACAGGGGUGCUGGCCAUGUAGUCAGGGUUGUCAAAGGGAUCUAGUAUUUGACAUGAAAUUUAGAAUAUCGUACAUUUCUGCAUAUAAGACGACCUUUAGAUAAGACGAGGCCAAAAAUCAUGGCAAAUUUUCAUGAAUUUAUCUGAUAUCUGUAGUAUAGGACGACUUCUAAAUUACAAAUCGAAAUGUUAUUUGGAGGAAAGUGAUUAUUUGCAAAAGUUAAACAGUACAACUAUAUUAAUAAUAAUGAUAACUUAGGUAAAGGUUGUUUUGCUUGUUGUAUCCCAUAACAGUAUUACUAUUAUCAUAUCAUUACUGUAUUACAGAAUAUAAACAUUGCCAUUGUUCAUCAUUUGCAUUUGAUAUUGUUUACAUUCUCAAAAUCUCGGCUGAUUUGAGUAUUAUCGAUAUCUUCAUUACCAUUAUUUGUUAGGAGAGAUAUAAUUCGGAGAUACCUUUUAUCAUAACGAAGUUUGGUUGAAAACAUGCACAUAUUACUUCAUUGUAUAAGGAUUGAGUAGGUGUGUGAUUUCUCCAGUUCUAAACAUCACUGCCGCCUAGCCGUUAUUCAUUUUGUUCACCCUCGGCUAUAACCUGCAGCUUUAAUUUAGUAGUAUGCUUUCUUGAGAUCUCCACUGCAUGAGAAAUGAACAAAAAUGUAUUUUAUUUUUACUUAUUGAGAAUCGCCAGGGUUUAACAAUUGUAACAUAGCUCAUAGUAAACGCUCAAUAAUUAUGGUAAAUGACGUCAGCAGUCAGCUGUUUCUCAAUUCGGUUGUUUAUGCCAAGACAUGUUUACAAUAAUCGCUUCAUUCAGAAUUCUAAAAACCGGAAUUUUGUAGUGGAGGAUGGAGGAGUAUCAUUAAUAUUACAAUCGAUGAGAUUGAGAGAGAAUCGCCUUGGUCAGGUAGAAAUCCACUUGCAAAAGUUGAAUAAUAGUUGUAUUGAGAAUAAUGAUAGUUUAAAUAAUUUGCAUUCUAGGUUGGUUUACAGUCUCAGUUGAUCGCGUUUUACCAAUAUCACUGUCUUUAGUUGCUGAAUGGAACUUAAUUAAGAGAUGCAUACAUUCCUUUCGUAAGUGAUCAAAGUUGGGUUUAACAAAGCCGAGUUUAUAUGUUUUUCGUAUGGAAGGAUGUGGAAAAGGGAAACCUUUGUUUUGUUUACGUUUCGUCGCCAUUCUCAAACAACCGCUAAUAAUACUACAAUAAUGAACGAUAAUAAUUGUACACAAUCAUCUUUAUGUGCCUGAAUUGUUCAAAACAGUUACAAUUUUUAAUUACAAACAGCUUUGCGUGCUGCCUCACUUGAUGUUCGCUGCGUUUAUCAAAAAAGCAUGGAUGGAACGUGAAAAUAUAGUGUCAUAAAAUCAUUUAAAAAAUUCCUUGAACUGUACUGAAGAUGGUUUGUAUAUCGACGACAAAGCCGAAGUCGACUCGCCAGAACCAGACUGGAAUCCUUAAGAUCGUGGUACAUGUGAUCAAUCUUGUGAUAUGUAUGAGAAACCUUUAAUGAAAAAUAAAUAUUUUGUUAUCAUAAAUGUUAUUACUACUGUAAUUACUCUGCUAAUGAAAUUUCUUAAAGGCUACCGAAAGAUAAAGGUUGCUGUCAUUGCAACUGCAACUUGAUGCUUACAUUUUCUCAGCUGGGAUCACAUAGAUAAAUUCUUCUUUCAUUGAUUUUGAAUUAUUCCUCAAAUAGGCAAUUUGUUAUGAAGAUAUGCCAAUAAUAUAUGUGGUAAAAUGGUUUUAUUACCUUUACCAUUUUAUUUCAUAAAGUGAAUCUAUGUAUGUUGCUUGGUAGGCUAUAGCACUGAGGCUGAGACUAGCCUACAGAUACAUUUCUUAGAAGUCAAGGUUUGAUCUUUGGUAUUGCAGUAAAAGACGACCCCCAAUUUUUAGGAGGGAAUUUUAGGAUUUAAAGGUCGUCUUAUACAUGGGAAUAUACAGUACUCAAAAUUAACUCUGGGUCUGAUUAUGUUAUUCAUGCCCGAUAAAUAUUUUCUAAUGUGGUAUUAUAAAAAUGGUGCUGACCUCGUUUGGAGUUGGGUUCUAAUUUGGAGAUAAAUAUUGUGAUCACUUAAAGAUUCAUUAGAUAAAGAAGUAAUUUUAUACUUUUGAAAGUGUAGCACAAAUUAUGUAAACUCAUCACUUAUGAGAAAUAAGAGAAUUGCCCAACUCUUAUGCAAUUAACACUUAAUUGAAUUUGCUUACAUUGUCGGUUAUUAAAUACCCAUUGACACCACUGGUCUCCUGUAACUACUUAGUGGUAAUGAUAAUGUACAGCAUAUGUAUCUCCAACUCUUCAUUUAAGAAAUAUUUAAUAAUCAAGUGUAGUCAGUGAAGUUUUGUGUAAUUUCUAAUGUCUUUUUCCUUACGUAUUUUCUUUGUUUACAGAAGUGCCAUGAAGGUGUAUCUGUUCUCAAAGCUGCCAUUUUGAAAUUGCUUAUUAAAAAAAGUUACUUAGAAGGAUCAGUGAAGCUUAGAAUUCUCAACUAUGAUUUCAUCAAGAAAAUGAAUGAUUUAUAAAAUUAAUGAAGAAUUUUCAUAAAAUAUUUAUAUAGUAGUAUAUACUUAGGUGACUGUAAACUGUGUUGCUUGUAUUUUGUUACCAUCUAAAGGUAUUUGACAACUCGUGACAUUUUUUAUUAUGAUUAGAGGAAACCGUGAGUUUUGGACCAACACUACUUCAAGAGUCAUUAAGUUAAAUGAAUUUCCUCAAAUGUCCAUGUUCCCUGAGCUAGAGUUGUUAUUGAUCCCAGAUGGAAAGCUGCCAUGUAUCUUUAAUUGUGUAGGUUUACAUAAUUUUGCCUAUAUGAACCACCAGACCAGGCCCUCAGGACUUAUGACCUCAUUAUUCAAGUAUGGUAUUUAAUUAUAGUAAGUACUUAAAUAUAGUAAGUUGAGCUAGGCAGCUUUUAUACUGCAGGGCAUUAAACUCUUGAAGGAUGUGUAGAACAUAGAUACUGUAAUUUUUUUUUAAUUGGGAUUUUCUUAAAUUGAUUUUUUUGUCAUCUUUAGAGACAAUGAUUUUCAUCAGUUCACAUAUGACAGCUUCGAUAUUAAAGUAUCAAUCAGAGUUGAAUUUUAUUUAGUCUUGAAUUUAUGGUGUGGAAUAAAAGGAUUUGGAGAUAUGUAUUAUCUUGAAGCAUUUCUUGUUAGUUUGCCUACAUUGUCCAGCAAAUUGCAUUAUUGAUGUGGCCACAUUUCCUUUUGUGUUCCUUGUAUCAAAAUAUUAUGGUGCUUGUUUUGGUUGAAGUGUUAUGUUCGUAUAUUGUAGGUUAGGAGUAGAUUUUUUUGAGAGAGAAUUAUCUGUUGUACUUUUUUCUUGUACUCUAUAAUUUUCAUUUGUAGAUUUAGGCAACUAUUUUUCUUUCCCUGCAAGUAGAAAACUUAUCUGUUGCUAAUUCCAAAGUGAAUUCUUUCUCUGUAUUAUUUCUUUGUCAUAAUUUUUUAUUAACUCUCUCUGAAGUUCUUGUCUAGUGCAACAUGGCAGUGCUUUAGCAAUAUGUUUGGGAUAAUAAAUGCUGUAGUAGGCAUACAAUAUUUUAUAUUAAGAGUCACCUCUUAAUAUAAAGAUACAGUUUGGUUUUCUAAUGAUUUUACUAAUGCUUUUAUAAUUACCAUCUGUCAUGUGAUUUGGUUAGGCUUAGCUAUUCAUUCUGGAUGACUGUUUUCCUCUUUCCUAAGUCUCAUGUUUUGUGCCAUGUUUUUAAACUUUCAAAAAAAAAUUUCAUUAUACUGCUUCAUUUUUUAUUACACCUUUGGUUUGAAGUGAAAGCUCCUGUUGUUUUUUGAGUGUAAUAUAAACUUGUCUCCAAACAAAUCCUUGAUAGAAAUUUUGUCAGAAUCUUCAAGAUUUUCAGUUCGUCUAGCUGUUAAAUUUCUAAUGAAUUGCAGUAUAUUAAAUAAGCUUUAUUUUUUAAUUUUUUAUUAAGAAAAAACCUUGUUAGUUAGCCUUGUGAGAGUUGAGAAUGUUUACUCAGUGGUAUGGUUACACUAAUAAUAAUAAUAAUGGGAAAGUAAGUCCACAGUAGUAAGUCUGUUUGACUUUAUGUAAAAUAUAUAAAGGAGAAAGCUUUCGAUGACCUGCAUAGUCCUCCUUGUCAGUCCGAGAUUGACAAGGAGGACCAUGCUGGUCAUUGAAAGCUUUCUGCUUUAUAUAUUUUGAAGUCAAACAGAAAUACUACUGUGGAUUUACUUUCCCAUUUUAUUGAUUCAUGUGAUUAUGAGUUUCCUUUGAAUAAUAAUAAUAAUAAUAAUAAUAAUAAUAAUAAUAAUAAUAAUAAUAAUAAUAAUAAUAAUAAUAAUAAUAAUAAUAAUAAUAAUAAUGACAGCACUUGUGAAGUAAAGUCCAAGAUAUGUUUUUCAAUGGGAUUGGGUUAUUCUUUGGCAUGACUGAUAUGUAAAGUCAAUAAAAAUACAAGUAUAUUAUUGUCAAGUAAUGUCCAAGAUAAGGAAUCAUGGAGAAUAUCCAAUACAGGAAAAAAUUUUUAGUUUCCAUAUUAAAAUUUGUCAUAAAAGUAAUUUAGCAAGUGUUAAAGAGAAAAUCUUCUGUGGCAAGUGGAAAUACUAUGAAUACUUUGUAACAAAAUCCAGACAUUUCAUUUUCAAAUAAGUUUUGAGAAAUUUGCUGGUGGAAGGAUUUUCCGUCUUCAACAUUGAUCUUUUGUCAGGAACUAUGAAAAACAGACAUAAGUCCUUUUGUUAGUUUUCACCAACUUUAAAAUUUUGUUGUAUAGUUUUGCUAUGUAGCCUUUUCAGUAUUGUUUUGGAAACUUGUAUUUAUGAUUUUGUCAACAAUACAGAAAAUUUCUUUAGAAUAGUGAACAUUGAGUGUAAUUGACGAAGUAGUGUAGGCUUAAGCAAUAAGGAAGAAAUCUGGAAACUACAUAAGGGAAAAAAUGAAAGGAGCAAGAAUAUAAAAUAAUAACUCUUUCAAAAUACUGUGAUUGAAUGUAACGGGUACACGUGCACAUAAGAAAGAGUAAAGCAGCCAGGAAAACUUGUUUCAUAACAAACCCAUCAUUUAUACUUAGCUGUCACAUCAGUUUCCAAAUGUCUAGACUGCAUUUUUUUUGGUCAGAUGGAUAGAAAAGUAAAGAAAGCUACUGGGCCAGUACCACCCAGAACCCUCCAGUACCCCUUUUUUUUUUCGUACCUGUCAAGUUUGCAAUAGCUGGGCUGUUUCUGCUGUGUAGAAUUACCAAGGUUAAUCCCAUUAUUCAGAGAUUAUCCACAAUAUUUUGUAAAUUUUGAUUACCCUCACCUUUACCGUUAGAUAGAGGGUUUGAUUUUGUGAGGUUUAUACCUUCACCAGUUUGAAUACUAGGUUCUCCUUUAAUUUGUAAUUUUUCUUCUUGUAAUUGGAGCGAACAAAUUUUGCAGCCAUCAUUGAUUAUUUAUAUUUGUUUAUGCAGUUAAAUUUCAUUUCCUUUUGCUCAGGCUAGUGUGUUUGGCAUUAGUAUUACAAGAAAUUUGGUGUUAGUAGCAUUACAUUAGGGUUUGGUCUGUGCCAUUAACUGGUGAAGUCAUUAGGUAGUACCUAGUUAAUACUAAACAGUAUCUUUGGUAUUGCUAUUUACUCAUUGUAUUUGAAAGCAAAGGUAAGAAUUUUUAUUAUGAAAGUCAGUCAGUUUUUUUUUUAUUUAUUAUCUUAACCUAUUUCAUGUUAGUUAUUAAUUUUGUUACCUCAGAGUAAGCAUUUUGUGUAUUUAACUGUAUACACUUUAUCUUGCUUUUGUUAUUUUUUAAUUGUUUUUGGAAUAAUUUAUUACAAAGUUGACUUUAUGCUUAUUUUCCUUGAAAUGUGGCUUAGCCUUUACAGAUUGUAAUGUAGUUUUUACUUGUCUAGACAUGUUUGAUAUUAAUAGCUGUUUUUAUAAUUCGCUAAAUUUUUUAAUGUCAGUCUACACCAUUUGUACAAUUAGACUACUCUUGCAAAAACUGGUUUCCCACCUGUACAAGAAGAAACCCAAGGGGUUUUUCACUAAUAUUUCUGUUGUAUAUGCUGCUUAUUCUUUGGCGAUGUCAUUCCUGGUAGCAUUGCCUCCAGAAGCGAUAAUUAGGGAUAUUCUGCAUUUAUAACUUGUUUCUUCUGAGUCUUCAGUUGCAGUUGAAGGAAUAGCUGUUUAUUCCCUCGCAUGAUUUGAUGCAUCAGUAUCUUUGGCAAAUGAUUUCUGUGGCUAACCUUGCUCUAAACUAGAAGAUAUUCCCUAUCCCAUUCACAGGCACCACUUUUCUCCUCUCCACCUUUAAUAUCAGUGAUUAGGGAAGAACAAAGUUUCUUCACUUGGUUAUGGAAUUCUUCACCUGCAGUAUAGUACAAGGUAUCAGUUUGACCUUGAUUCAUCUUGUUGCCCUCUUAAUACCUGCUUCAUGGGCCAGAGUGCAUAUAAUCUAAUAGAAGUGCUCUUUUGCUUGUAUAUAUGGGUGUGAAAAGUCCUUAUUCCUUGCAUACUUAGCAAUACUCAGCACCUCAUAUGACAUCUGUUACAUGUAUCCCCAAUACAAAUUGCCCAUCAGCAGAUAGUGCCAGCUUCCAUAUUUAGCCAUUAAUUAUUAUAAAUAAGGUUUACCAUGUACAUGCUCGUGAAACAUGCAUAUGCUUUUCUAGAACUUGUGGAACAUCUCCAGCUGUUAACAUAACUGUUCAUCAUGUAGUGUAGAUAGGUUUUAUUUAGAUGCAAAUGAUAAUCUGUUUAGUAGUGACAACUUCCCAGUAAUUAUUUUAUAUUAACAGAGAAGCCUUGAAUACUUCAAGAAAUAUUCCCCCCCUUUGGUUAAAAAAAAAAAAUCAUGACAUUAAUAACUAACAGAUUCUUUACCAAUCCCAAUCUCUUCCACAUGCGUUAAAAUCUGUAUCAAUUAUAUCUUUUAUCAAUAGAUGAUUCGAUAAGUUGAAAUGUAAAUACAUUUCUUAAAAACACUGCCAAAACUCGUGGUAAUAACCUUUGAAAUAAGUUUAUGUAAAAUAGAAUAUGUAGUAAUAAACCUUGAAGUAAAUUUAGAAUGUGAAAGGGUGUCUGUAUAAUUCUGAAAACAGGUUACCAAAGGCAGAAUGAUUUGUUUAACAAUAUUCCCAAUACUUAAGAAGUCUGUAAAAUAUUAGUGGCUAUUCAAUAUGAAUUUUAAAAAAUAGUGAUAAAAAAAGCUGUACCCCUGAAUUUAGAAAUAAUGAAUAUUUAAUCUGACAAUAUAUUUCCCACAAGAGUUUGAAUAUGCUUUAAACUGCUUUUAUUAGUUCUUUCCUUUGUAGAAGUGUUUAAUUUGAAAUGGGUAAUGGCUCCAUUUGCAGAUUCUUACCUGUUACAAUAUAAUCAUUUACAGGGUAGUAUUUCUGCCAGGCCAUUUAUGCAAAUUGUUAAAAUAGUCAGUAAAUACCUGGCAUACUUAGGGCUGUUGUAAGUUUCUAAAUCUCAGAUUGCAUCCACACAUUAUAAAUCAACACUAAUCUCUCACAUUUCCUGGUCCAUAUUUGUAAAGGGUUAAGGUGUUAGCAAGUUUUUGGCCCUAUCUGUCGAGGUAAUCAAUAACAGAACAGUUCUAAUGCCAGGUCAUCAAACCAAGCUUUCAUAUAUCAAUCCACUGCAGAUAUACCAUAAAAAUUAUAUGACAGUGGUUUUUGGGAUUACUUUUCAACUUUUGUACAUAAUUUCUAGGUGAUAAGAUAAGUCAAGUUUAUUCCAUAUUCGUAGCACUCAGGCUUACUAAUACCAAUCAGAAAUAAUUGUUUGUUUAGGAACUUUACUCAUUGAUACUCUAUGUACUUUUGCAGUUAAUAACACAAUAGAACUACUGACAUAAAAAUGCUAAAUUUCACAAUUUAUUAUACAUCAUCAGAUCGUCGUCAUUUAAAAAAAAAAUGCCAAGCCAUACCUUUCUAAGGUAGACAGAAGGGCCCAAGCAGUUGGCUUUCAAUUCUCCAUUAUCAGAAACAGAUCCUGAUAAGAAUCUCCAAUAUGGAAUAUUUAAGGAGACUUUAAUACAUUGAAUAAGAUUUAAACUUGAGAACAAACCUUUUUGGAGAGUCAUAUAAGUUAAGAAUUUAAAUCCUGUUUCAUUAAAAUGAUAAUAGGAGUUUAAUUCUCCAUUGUUUUAUAAGAAUGUUAAAUGGGUGGAUAAUUAUAUUAAGUUGAGAAUAAAAAAUACUGUUAUAUCCUUUCAUCUGUCAGUGAAAGUUUUAUAUUUAAUAUGUCAGAUAUGAAUCAGCUUUAAAGAAAAUUGAACUUGUUCAUAAGGAGACACUUAGAAUCUGUUUUUUAGCUUUUAGAUCAAUCCACUUGUCAAUCAGCACUGUGUUAAGUAUUGAAAGCAAAUCCUUUGAAGGAAUUCUGUCUGUUUUAACCAUUUUCAGUAAAUUAUUAAAUUUGCAAGGAGUUUUGAUAUGAUAAAUAAGAUCCAGUACAGACGAUCAUUAUCAACAAACAUUUUGUACCAGCCCUGAGAUACAUGAAAAAUUGACUGAGGUGACGAAGGCUCAGAGAAGAAUUAAGUAGCAGCAUAUCCAGACCACUUGAGUAGAAAUCCUCAGCUCAUCAGGCCAGUGAAGCGCAGUGGGAGUAUUAAAAAAUGUAAUCACAGUAACAUUGACAAAAAUCUGAUUGAAAGACAGCAAUAAUGUAUAGCUGCAUAAAAGUAGGUUAGGAUUUAUGAGAGUUUGAGUAUGGAGAGGCUGGGUUGGAUAUUUUGGGCUCCAGUACCACACGAACCCCAACUAUCACUGACUAGCUUUAAAAUUAUAUCAUUUUAUAACCAUUUAGAGCUGUUUGGUCACACUCCAGGACCCUACAAGAGCAUUGCCUUGCAGUCAUCUGGUUUUAUCAGAAAUGAAUUUGGGAUCAGCACCAGAGCAGUUGGGAUUUAAUGAAAACAAAAGAAGAGGUAACUGGUGCAAGAGAAUUUCUUGUGUUUUUUAUUAGUCAUCAGACAACCUCAGUAACCUUUCAGUAUCUGUUUUUAAGCUCCUUUCAUUAUUGUAGAAAAAACCUGCUUUAUUUUCUCUGCUGAAGUUUGGAUAGUCUGACAUGUAAGGGCAGCCGUAUGAACUUAAGUCAUUGUUUGCUUUAGGCUAAAUUAGGUGUCUUAUAAUGAAUACAAGUGUCAGCAGCAAAGGUUUUGUAAUUCCUUUGCUUUUCAGUCAUUUGAGAUAAUUUCCUCAUAUAAAGGUAAUUUCCUCACAGAUAAAGGUACCUGUAGCAUAAACUUACAAAGUAUUGUACUGUAUGUUUAAUAUUUGAUAUGUGAAUAAGUACUUAUUGCAUGGAAAGGAAUGAUUUGUAACAUGGUUUCUUCUUCCUGUUGUAUAUUUAUAAACCUUCUCCAUAUCUUUUGUAAAAAUACAAUCGUAGAACCUAACUUUGACCACUGAACAGCUUACCGUAGUAUUUUUAUGCAGAAUAUGAAGUUAGCAUGUGACUUUUAUGGGAUAUUUCAUGUAAAAUAUAGUUGCAAGAUGGCAUCAAGUUUUCAUUUCAUACAUGCCUCAGUGCAGACAUAAAAUCAUAAAAUCUUGUAUACAAUUUGGCUAUACAGUACUGGUAUUCCAUUAUAGUGUCUUGUGGUUGUUUUAUUGAAAAGUAGUUUUUCUUUAACAUUGUAGUUAGUGUCAGUUGUUUGAAAUAUAAACAUCACUGUGCUUCUUAAUGUUUACAUCUUCUUAAUGUUUUAUUUUGUUAAAAUUGGUACCUGUACUGUGUAAAUUUAAAGCUGCCAGUUUCUCAGAGUACAUCAUCCCUCAAUUUUAAAAUGCAUUUCAAGCUUAAUGAUUGCUCAAUAUAUCCUUGUGGAAGGAUUGCACCCUUUUUGGAGUAUGAGUGAAGUUUUCACAAAGUGUACAGUGAUUUAUGCUGAGAUCUCCAAAGCAUAGCAUUUUUGGUAACUGAUAGUACUGUCAAAGUAACCAUAAUUUUUACUAGAAUGUUAAUUUCUGUUAGUAAAAAGUAGAUGAGAUCUAUCAAGAUAGGCAUGCUGUCAGGUUUCAGACUUGCCUACAUUCAUUCUUGCACCAUGAAGGCUUUCAGUUCCUCUUCUCUCAAGCAGUCAUGGCAGAAAAAGUAAUAUGAUAUUCUGUUUAAGAUGAAGCUUCUAGCUAAGUGUUAAAUGUUCAGUAGUAAAGUACUUAAUUCAUAUGGAGGACUCUGUAACCAAACUGAGUCUUUGAGUGAUGCUAGCAGAUGUUUGUAUGUCUACAAUAAAUAUUUAGAAACCAUUUAUAGAAAAUUGACUACUGUGUAAGUGUGGUGCAAAUCAUAUAUAAAGUAGAGAUCCUCCUAGUUGGAUGACAUCUUUUUUCCAGAUGGUAGUUUGGUAUGUGUGCCAUGGUGAAGAUAGGUUUUUGGACUAGUGAUUGUAGAGUAUACCAAUCUACUAAGCGAACUUGAUAUGUACGUGUUCAGAUGAUAUUGUUUUUGGAAGAUAAAGAUCAUGGGGUAGUAAGCACCCAGUUUUUAAGUGUUAGAGGCAUCACAGUUACAAGGAAUUUACAAAAAUAAUUACAGCUGUAGUCUUUAAUGUCGGUACUUCUCAUGACCAACUAUUACAACUAAUAUAUUACCUCACAGCUAAUCAGUUGGUGUUCGUUGCCAGUAGAAAAUGUGUUGAAGAAAAGAAUGUGCAAUCAGUUCCGUAUAAAAGAGUGGCAUUUUCUCUCUCUCUCUCUCUCUCUCUCUCUCUCUCUCUCUCUCUCCUUCCUCUCUCUCUCUAUUUUUUUUUCAAAUUCUUUGUAAUUGACAUUGGUUCACUUAUCAGUUAAUCUAAUGAUGUUUACUAAUCAUAACUUUGGGUUUUUUGUGCUGUUCAUAGUCUGUGAGUAGACUGUAUUUUACUACACAUUGAUAACUGAAAUAGAAUUUUUGCUUUUUUCUCGUCUUGCAAAAGGUUUACGCUAGAAUUAGUGAGGAUUUUCAAGUAUGUACUGUACUCUUAUUGUUUUAAUGAGAAGCCUCCCCUGUGUUUUAAUGUGCUUUUUUUUAUUUGGUCCUCAAAUUCUUCAGAAUGUUGAACAGUUACUAUUUGUGAAAAUAUUUUUCAUGUCCCUUAUAUCCAAUUUUUGCUUCAUUUUAAACUGAAUAACUAUAGGCAGUCCCCGGGUUACGACGUUCCGAGGUUACGACGCUUUUCAAUUAUAUUCAUCAGAAAUUAUUUCCAGGGUUACGACGCAUGCUUCAGAGUUACGACGCCUACAAACGCUGAUCUGGCAGAUGAAAUAUGACACCAAAAAUGCAAAAUAAUCAAUAUUUAAAGGUUUUUUGAUGAAAAAUGCUAUAAAAAUGCAGUUUACAUAGUUUUGAAUGCACCCAAAGCAUUAAAAGUAAGGUUUUCUUAGGAUUUUUUAUGAUGUUCCGGCUUACGACGAUUUUCGGCUUACGACGGGUCUCAAGAAACGGAACCUCCGUCGUAACCCGGGGACUGCCUGUAUUUAUUAUAUUUAAUGCUUGAAAUGUCAAAUUAUUUGGUUGACUAAAUCAUCAUGAAACUAUCAAGGUUUGUUAUUAUUUUCUAGAUUGAAUUUAGUAUAGCAUUUUAUUUCUGCUCUACUUUGUCAAAACACAAACAUUUUCCCUAAUAGACAUGAUUGUAGUUGAGGAUCAUCUACUUUAAAGAAAAAACGAGAAUACGAAAUCAAGACUGUAGUCUCUGUGGAUGUUCAAUUUAUAUUAGUGCACAUAUGCUGGCUACCACACUGUAGGGUUUUAUUCAAAAUGAAAAACGUGUUUUCUCUCUCUCUCUCUCUCUCUCUCUCUCUCUCUCUCUCUCUCUCUCUCUCUCUCUCUCUCUCUCUCUCUCUCUCUUUGAGCACCUAUUUUUGGUGUUUUGCGAGUGUACUGAGGAUGAGUGGCCAUAUUUAUAUUUACGUAUUUAUUCAGUUUGCUGCAGUUGACUUAUUUUGUAUGUAUGCAAAAGAAAAUUCUGUAUUCGUAUGGCAUUCAUGGAUCUCUACUUAUAGUAUCCUGGAAUAAAAAAAUUACCUUAUUCUGAUUACAUGUCUCAGUGAUUGGUAGCAGAUCAAAGCAAUUUAAAAGAUUGAGAAUCACAUUUAUGAACUUAGAUUUUAUGAUAAAAGUAGGUUGUGAUUUCUGUGUUACAGUUGCUGUUGAUAUUUUUGUAUACAAAAGUAUUUACAAAAUGGUCUUAAUCCAAUAUUUUAUUAUAUGAAAAUUAAUCAUGAAUUUGAUUAAUCUUGGAAGUACAAAUUCUAAGAAUUACAGUUUGCUUCCAUCCCUUUUCUUUCUUAUGGAUUAGUCAUCGGCAGUUUAUUUUGUAAAUUGUCAUUCUGGGUGUGUGGUAAUAGCCUUGGGUAAUUAUUAGGCUGACUUACUCAGACAUUCUUCAAGAUAUUCAUGGCUCAUGCAAUGAUAUCAGUUGAAGGUAUGGAGGAUGUUCAUGAAAUGAAGGAAAGCUUUCUAACAGGAAGAUUGCAUGUGUAGAUUGUAUGUGAGAGCUAAUUAAAUAAACUGUUAAUGUUA